CGAAACACCGGACCUGCUCGGAUGUUGACUGUCGUCAGGAGGGUCGGAGCUGCUAACGUCAAACAACUUCAGUUCACACCGCGGGCAGGCUGUUUCCUCACAAAACCAGGUUGUGGCACAGUCCCUCAGGAGGAAUCUUUCUUUUCCCACGAGCAGAAUAAAAGUCUACAGGAGAGCUGUGAGUGGAGCUCCGUGUCCAACCCCUUUCCCUAUACAGACAUCCGGCCAGUAUGUCCAGUGACCCUCCUCCUCCGUACCCUGGAGGUCCCAGUGCCCCUCUCAUUGAGGAGAAGAAUGGACAGCCCGUAAGAACUGCUCCUAUACAGGGACAGCCGUUACCUCCAGACUACGGUCCUCCACCCUAUGAGGCCCCACAGCCAGGCUUCCUUCCCCCACAUGUCCCUGGAGAAGGGCCCAUGCCAAUGCCAAUGCCCCCACCCCCAGGUGGUGCCUACCCACCUCCUCCUGGUCACUUUCCUCACCCAAUGCCAGGACAGAUGGGUCCCGGUCCAAGCCACUUUGUCCACAUGGGAGGUCACACAGCGACCGUCCUGGCUCCUCCAGGAGCAGCCACCACUGUGACUGUGCUGCAGGGGGAAAUGUUCCAGACCUCACCGGUGCAGACUGUGUGUCCGCACUGCCAGCAGGCAAUCAUCACCCGCAUCUCCCACGAUGUCGGCCUCAUGAACACACUCUUCUGCCUCUUCUGCUUCUUUGUUGGGUGUGAUCUCGGCUGUUGCCUGAUCCCUUGCUUGAUUGAUGACCUCAAGGAUGUGACACACACUUGCCCUUACUGUAAGGGCUACAUUUACACAUACAAGCGUAUAUGCUAACCACCGACAGCUGUAUGCUACAGAGACAUGUACAUGCACACACAUAAAGUCACAGCUCCUCCUGCUGGUAGUGACAGGCUUUCCCCCCUCCACAUUUUUGCAAAGUGUUGUGUAGCCCUCCUAAAUUGUAAGUGCAGUUUUCUCAUUAGUUCACAGAAUAUUACUGUAUAUAUCUUUCUGCAUAAUUCUUUCAUGUAUAAACAUGCAUUUGAAAUGUACAAAGCUCUACACUGAACUACAGGAAAUGUAGGGCACUAAAACGCCCAGCAGACAUCUGAUCCUGUAUGGAAAUUGGGAGAAAAAGACCUGUGAAGUUACAAAUGUUAAUGGAUAAACAGCCUCAGUUAGAGAAAAGCUGUGGAAAAAAAAAAGGUCACUUUAUUUAUUUGAAAUCAUCUGUGAAUGUUGCUGAGAAACAAGAAAUCUAUUGAGGUCACACAUGCUGGGUUAACUUUGUUUUUUUCUUAUUUAUUUUGAAUAUUUUAGCCACUGUUUUAACAGGUUAAUAGAGAACUGUGUUUGUCCAUGUCUGAUAAUUUUGUUCUAACAGACCUGGUUUUUCUUUUUUUUUUCUUUUUUAUUUAUCACUAUCCCUUUUAGAAUGUGAGCAAACAAAUGAACCAUUUCUAACUGAUGUUUAUGCUAGUUUGGGAAUGCCUAGCGUUGACUUGUAUAUGUAUUAAUCUUCUGGGCGUCAGUCAGAAGGCACAAAAUGUUCAGUGAUUUAAGCUCUUAACGCAUUAGUGCCCUCUGUCCGCAAUGUACUUAAGUUUGAUAAUAAGGAUUUGCACUUUAAGUUUGAAGUUACAUUUUCCCCCUCUGAUGCAUUCGAAACUACAAACCUCAGCUGUCCGUAGUCUUUUAGAAGUUUUGGCUUAAGGGGAAAAAAAAACUUGUAAAAGCAGUGUGUACUUUUGGCUUUUACUUGGGUUUGUUGUUCGCUGAGUGAAUCCCACAAUACCUGCACUUAUUCAGACUAUAGUAGACUCAAAGUAGAGCUGGCAGACUGGCGAAUUUUACUGUUAGUGAUGGAGACACACUGCAUGACACCUGUUACCUUGUGUCCUCUCUCUGGCCCAUUUGUCAGUAUAAUGCACCGCUCCACACUAGGUUAUCUUCUCCCUGAUACUGCUGGCUGUUUAUUGGUGCCACAGUAAACCGUUAGCUAGUUUAAAAUAGGAAAAGUAUGUUGGCAAACAAAUGGCAGCAGUGGCACCAUCAUCACCUAACACUGUUCAGCUUGUAACCCUCCUAAUACGGCGACAGCCCUUAAAGAGUACUGCAUUGGUCAGAUGCAUGUUAGAUAAUAAAGAUGUCCUCUUUGACUAAAGCUAAAUAGUGACCGCUAGGAAUAAGCUUCAAAUAAAUGACUGUAAUAGACAUCUUGAAAAAAAUGACAUUGUGAUUCCAUUAAGAUUACUAACAAUGAAACAACCAUCGUUCCACCACAGCAUGCCCAAACAGCCAUUCACAUUCGCCCACCCAGUGCAGAGUUCGUCUGCAUGAGCCACACAAACUGAAUAAUUCUCACUCGCUAGUUCCUUGACUUCUAUAUGCAUUUGAUUUUUUUCUUUCCUUGAGGCUAGCUAAGCUGUGCAAGAAAGUGAAUUUUGAGUUGAAGGAUUGCAUUGAAGUUUUAAUACAAAGUACUGUAUGCCAUUGUUGUGAAUAAUGCCGGUCUGCAUUGCUCUCUAAAUGUCUGUGAUAUGUAUAACUAUGUAAGUCAAAAAUUUGUUUGACUGUUGUAUACAGGUACUAUUUUAUCAAUAAAAAUCAGAACAUGA
Messenger RNA from Larimichthys crocea (large yellow croaker), 2617 nucleotides. It is a transcript of the gene cdip1, whose product is annotated as cell death-inducing p53 target 1. Bases 231 to 833 code for a protein of 200 amino acids. NCBI's taxonomy places the organism in Eukaryota, Metazoa, Chordata, Actinopteri, Sciaenidae. The record is from RefSeq and is a predicted model, not a curated record. The transcript has 7 exons. Gene Ontology annotation, molecular function: zinc ion binding. Gene Ontology annotation, biological process: intrinsic apoptotic signaling pathway in response to DNA damage by p53 class mediator. Gene Ontology annotation, cellular component: cytoplasmic side of lysosomal membrane; nucleus; cytoplasmic side of late endosome membrane.